AUUUGGCACGAUCACCACACGUUAGAAUUAAGUUUAGUCACUUGACGUUGGCACACGUCAGUGUGUCAAGAUCAUUCGAACUAUCCGUCUUGCAUACUAUUCAAAAAGAAAUAGUUACGAUUAAUGAGUGAAAUUCAUUUUUAAUAUACAUUCUCAUUAAUUUAUUACUAAUACUGUUUAAUAGUAUUUUGUGUACUUUUGCUUACGUUCAACGACAACAAYAACAACUUAAAGAGUGUAAUUCAUAAAAUGAAAACGAGUUGAAAGUGAACGACAGGUGAAUUCGACAAGCUUAAAAGAGAAACACGCCCUUUUGAGUGGAAAAAGGAUGGAAAAAAGAAGAAGAAGAGGAGGAGGAAGAGGAGGGGGGGAGGUGACAGUGGUAACAGCAACGGUGGUAGCUCUGGCCACGGCCUUGCUGAUGGUGAUGCAGGGUGUGGUGGGUGAAGCCACGAGCAAUCCUCUCCGUGCCACCCACCUCACCCUCGAUCAAUACUCCCCUUCUUCAUCCCUGUACCACCAUGGACUAUUCGGGUUUUACGGAAGAAGAAGCAACAACGACGGAAACUCAGACGAAAACGAUUACUACCAUCAACAACAACAACAACAACAACAGCAGCAACAACAACAGCAACUGCAACUGCAACAAAAGGGUUUGCAACAGGGACAGUACCUGGUUAACCAGAAGUUCGGGGACGAUUCUAUAACCUAUCAAUCGAUCGAUGAUCGUCAUAAUCGACAGGAUUCGAUCGUUUCGAUCUCGGCCAAUGAUUAUCCGAUAAGAAUGAAAGCUUACGAUAAGGAUAAUAACGGAGCAACGAUCUCGAGAGACUUGUCAAGAAUGAACGUUCCGCAGUACAAUAAGGAAAGAUUUAAAAAUUUGUCUGGUAGAAAAGUAUUUGAUGAUAAUAAAGGUAGUAACAAUGAUUACGUAGUUCCGCCAAGCGAAAUGGACGACGAGCCCUUCGUUGCGGAUGAAACAUUUAAGGACGAGGGUCCUGGUUCCGUAGAAAUAUACAAAUUGGAUUUGUUCGAGGAGAAGAAACCUCGAGUGGGUCCUAUGUCGAAUGUAAAGGAGGGAACAAUGGUAGGAAAUUUUUUGACGGGAUCAUUAGCAGCAGCAAUACCAACACCGGUGACUACAACUACAUCGGUGACGAUAAAAACGAGUAAUAACAAAAGUAAAGUGCCGAAAAAAAGUUUUCGUCACGGCUGGAAGCUUGGUAAAGCGUCGAACGGGUCGUUCAAGUCAACGAUGAUAACUACGACGACUACGAGCGGUAAGAGCAAUAAGGACGGAAAGGACCUUCACGGUAGAUCGAAUUUCUUGGAUUGGGAAUUAAGGUCGGAAGUACCGACUAGCGUCGAAGGUUUCGGGGUAGGAGGCGUGCCCGAGUUACAAGUUGGUUGCGAGGGUCUCGAAGCUGCUGCUGCUGUUACUGGUACUGCUGGUGCUACUGGCGCUUCCUCCCCCUAUUUCUCGUCCUUUUCAUCUUCAUCUUCAUCUUCAUCUUCUUCCUUUUCUUCGUCUCCUUCUAUCAAACUAAAAAGAUCCGUCGAUAAUACGAACGUACGAAACGGUGGGGAAGAAGGAAAGGUCGAUCCUCCUGUUCCUUUAAACGUAGUACCGAUAUCUCUUAAUCUCGAUUACGAUUUAUCCGCCGAGAGUUACGAAGAAAUGGACGAGCUUUUGAAACUGAAAAAGUUCGAAAACGAGCCAAAGAAAAAUAAAGAGAAUCGCGGUGAUAUAGAUGCUACGUUAGAUGAUUUUUUGAUUCAGGAUAGAAACGAGAAGUUACCAGUAAGGGGUGACCUUGGCAAUUGGAGUGAACCAUCGGUGAGAUCGAUUAAAAGGGAUAACGAGACGAAAGUUAGAAGGGAAAGGAGUUCGGGAUCAGGGGAUACAGAAACGAGUGGAUACGUUUCGAAUUACAAGGGUCCUUCUAGAAAGUUACUUUGGCACGACACUGACAAUGAAGAUAGGGAAUCCGGUUUAUGGGGUUACGGGAUGGACGAAGGUGUAGUGUCCAGCGACGAAUUGGAUACCGAACAAAGAAGACGAAACAGAGUUGAACAUAGAAGAAGAGAAGAAAAGGAACAAACUAGCGAUACUGUUAACACGCAAAUCGAUAAAAUUAGAGAAGACUACGAAAGAUUGUUGGAAGAACAAAGAAGAAAACAAGAGGAAUUAUUACGUAAAUAUGAGGAACAAGAGAGAAGAAAAUUACACGAGGAUAGAAUGAGAAUGGAAGAAUUGCGUAAACGCGAGGAAGCCAGAAGACAAGAGGAUGAACUUCGUCGAAGAAAUUUAUUACCGAAUGACAGAAGAGAUUAUGACGAAAAACGAAGACAAUGGAUGGAAAAGAGAAGAUUGGAGGAAGAAAAUAGGGAAGAGGCAGAACGAAGAAGACAAAUGGAAGAAAAUAAAAGAAGAUACGAGGAAAUGCAACGCAGGAGAAUGGAAUCACCUGCACCAUCGAAUUGGGUGGAUCGAACUAGAAACGUAAGUAGGGAAGAGGAGGAACGUAAUCGUGCUGCACAAAGGCAAAGAUUAUACGAUUAUGAAAGAAGAAGGCAAAUGAUGGAGGAAGAAAGAAGGAGGAGACACAGAUUGGAGGAGGAAGAAAGAAGGAGAAUGGAAAUAGCGAGAUGGAGAAGUAGAGAAAACGUAACGCGACAUGACGAUAAUGACGACGACAGGCAAAGAAAAGAAGAAUAUCGAAGAAUAAUGGAAGAACGUAGAAGGAAACAGGAGGAAGAAAGAAAGUUGCAAGAUUACGUUAGGAGGAAUCAACCGGUCGAGGUUAGAUCCGAUUGGCAAAGAAGAAACGAAUGGAUUGAGGCACAAGAGCAAAGAAAAGGGAUCGAAGCUAUCAGGCAAAUGAAUAGAUCGAAUAGAUACCCUUUAAGUUCGGGAUAUGAUAGAAGACAGCACGGUCCAUCUGCACCGACUUACAUUGAUCCUAGAGUAUCCUUUGACAAGGCUAGAAGAAGAGAGGAAGAAGAAUAUCAACGACAAUUGGAAGAAGUAAAUAGACGUAGAAUGCUCGAGGAAGAACGUAGAAGAGAAAUUGAUAACAGAAGAGCACAAUCGAGAAGAUACGAAGAGGAAAGAAAGAGGAUAGAAAAUAUCAGGCUGCAAGAAGAAAGAAGAAGACAACAGGCUAUCGAGGAUCAGAGAAGACGUUCUGAAGUUUCGGUUAGAGUCAGAGAGAAUCCUGUUACAUCAGCACCGGCUUUUUUGACCGACAGAAGGGAUACUGAAAGAACAAGGGAACGAACGAAAGAAUGGCAAAGGGAACAACAAAGGAUCAGGGAGGAACAAGAAAGAAGAAGGCAAGAAAUCAUACGAAGGCAGCAACAAGAAAACAGAACUAAAACUCAAUGGGACAGAGAAAAUUACAGAAGAGUUAUGACAAGUCAACAUAGAAGGCAAGAAGAAGCCAGAUUGAACGCGUUACCAGUUAGUGCAAGUAUAAUAAUUCGCAAAGAAGGAUCCUCUCCUUCUUAUCCUACGUUCAAUUCGAGAAGCAGUUUUAUAUUCCCGGAUCAAAACAGUCCGAGUAUAAAGAUGGCUCAAUUUCCAUCAAUUUCUAGAAAUACAACGAACGGUCCUAACCCUUGCGUCUGGGCUGUUGUUCAAUGCUGUCCAACCAACACGAAUCGUCUCCUAAACUGUUUCGAGUUACUCGGUUGUCCUAGUGUCAAUUGGAAUUCUAAUCCCUGCAGACGAGAUAUCGAGGAUGCUGCGAGAGAUGAGGUCAUGCGAUUUUACAGUUCCAAUCAGGAAGAAGAAAAUUAUAAAUAAAUAACACACACACACCACCAAAAAAUUUUGGUAAAAUCAAAUCUACUUUUAGAUAAAUAUAAUUUUUUUUUCUUCUUUUUCCUACUUUACUCUUUACACUGCGAAUACAGAUAAUCAGCUUAGGACA
Messenger RNA from Polistes dominula (European paper wasp), 3935 nucleotides. RefSeq lists its product as uncharacterized. The record is from RefSeq and is a predicted model, not a curated record. Lineage: Eukaryota; Metazoa; Arthropoda; Insecta; Hymenoptera; Vespidae.